Ostrea edulis (European flat oyster) is the source of this 1535-nucleotide messenger RNA. Its product is annotated as alpha- and gamma-adaptin-binding protein p34-like. NCBI's taxonomy places the organism in Eukaryota, Metazoa, Mollusca, Bivalvia, Ostreida, Ostreidae. The transcript is spliced from 9 exons. The record is from RefSeq and is a predicted model, not a curated record. The coding region runs from base 1 to 1152 and encodes 383 amino acids.
AUGUACGUCCGCCAUAUUUGUUUCUCCAGCAACACAUACAACAACGAAAUCGAUGACGUAGAACACACUUCCUGUUUAAUUAUGUCCACCUAUUCAGCAUUGUUUACGUCUUGUUGUGGAUUAUAUGAUCCAAAGCUGAUGAUCAAAGAUAUUUUGGAGGUUGACAAAUUGCCAGAUAGCAAUAAGGAAAUAGAAGAUAUUGUGAGUUUUGACUGGAAAAUUGAAACAAAAUAUUACACUGCUGAAAUAAAAUUAUGUAGCACAACGAAACGAACUGUAGGAACGUCGGAGUUUGCUGAAGGUGUGCAGGCGGUGGUUAUAUAUUUCAACGCAAUCCAGGUGGAAAAUUUUGAUUUAGUAAAAGCAUGGUUGCCAUACCUCAAAGAAAUAUCACCAGCAAUACAGAUACUUGUAUGCAAAAAUAUUCCUCAGAGUCAAGCUGCUCACAGACACACGGUGCAGAACUGGUGUCUGGACAAUGACUUUGAAUUGGUGGAGUUGGAUCCGGAAGUCAAGCCUGAUGAAGACGAUGAUUUCCAAGAGACUACUGGAAUCAAGAGAAUUACCCAGGCACUGCAUGCUCAUAUGUGGCCAAAUAUGAUUCUUAAAGAAAACCAACACACAAUGAGCCCAUACAUGAGGAAACUGAUGGAAGAGGAAUCUUCCUCAAAAUUAAAGACACAGCAAAAAUCUGCUCUGGAAGCUGCGGCUAAGUGGGAUGACUCUUUGUGUCUCAAAGAAGAGAGGACUGACAAUGGAAGUGAAAAAGACACAGAAAGAUCACAGACAGUAGAAAAAGAUGAAAAGGAAACCAACUGGCAGCAAAAAGAUGAAGCAUCAUCUCAGACAGGCCAUACUGUGAAUGGAGAAGUUGAGAAGGCAGUCAGCACAUCUACAACCAAGGACAAGGUUCCGGAUGAAACAUUUCCUGAUGAUGAUGUUGACUUUAUGCAGUCUAUGUGGUCGGAGGAGGAUGGGGGAGAAUCAUUUGAACAACUUUUCUCUAAGUUUAGGCUGAUGAAAGAAAAAGCUGAGUCACUACCACAAGCAGAGAAAAAGAAAUAUGCAGAAAAGGUAACCAUUGCCUUUUGGAAAGCCAUUGGUGGAGACGAAGAAGAGAUUGGCGACCUUUCUGAUUUCAGCGACUCUUGAGAUGCCAUAGCACCAUGCAGCAGACAUAGAUCCAAGGAUUUGUGUAAUAAAUCAACUAACCAGGAGAUCUGCAGACAGAUUCAAGGGCAUACUCCAGUGUUGUUCUGAGUAUGUGUGGUACUGAAUGUACUGUUCUGGUCAUGCCUGCUUGGAUUGUACAGUGCUUGAUAAAAAAGUGCAUUAUUAAACAGUCAGCGGUUAAUGAUUUGGUUCCAUCUUUAAUAUAUAAUACAUGUGUAUGCAUGGUAUUUGAUUUUCUUGUUUAGCUGGGUUUACAGUGGAUUACAAGAUAUACAAGUAAAUGAAUAACAGAAGUUUAAUUUAUAUUUAGAAUACAACUGUUGCUUAUUUUUUGUUAUAAGGAAAUAAAUUAUUUAUUUGAU